This is a messenger RNA of Manis pentadactyla (Chinese pangolin), 3090 nucleotides long. It is a transcript of the gene FLOT2, whose product is annotated as flotillin 2. The transcript is spliced from 11 exons. Gene Ontology annotation, cellular component: plasma membrane. Lineage: Eukaryota; Metazoa; Chordata; Mammalia; Pholidota; Manidae. Gene Ontology annotation, biological process: protein localization to plasma membrane; regulation of myoblast differentiation. The record is from RefSeq and is a predicted model, not a curated record. Bases 571 to 1857 code for a protein of 428 amino acids.
CAUAAUUCUAGGCCCCACUCGUGAUCGUGAUCAGCUCUGGAUUUGUUAUUUGGUGCACUGCCGACACUGAGAAUUACUGAACUGGGCCCUUCUCAACAAUACAGCUAGGUGGUUGAAUUACCCGCGUUUUGCAAAGGCGUGACCGUCAGUGACUCGCCCAAGGUGUCUCAUAAGAGCAGGGGCUGAAAUUUGACCCCAAGCCCUCUGACUCCAGGGCCGACUACUGCAAGGUGGCUGCUGGGAGGUGAGGCAUGGCCGGGCGGUUAUCGAGGCGCCCCGUGGGAGCAGGGGGACGCCCUCCCGGGCGGGGUACUUGCGGACUGAGCCCCGCGACCUGGCCCCCAGUGUGAUAAAGCGUGCUGCCUGCCGCGGCUCGCGCUCCUUGCUGUCUUUCGCGCCGUGCCGGCCCCGCCCUCCGCCGCCACACUUCCGGCGGGGCUGCGGCCGCGGAGGGGCGCGGGCGGGCGCUGGGGGUGGCGGGAUAGGCUGGGCGCGGCCGGCGGUGCGGGCUGCGGGCCGGCUGCCGUCCUUGUCUUUGCGGUCUCGAGGGCCGUGCGUCCCGCCGGCGCCAUGGGCAAUUGCCACACGGUGGGGCCCAACGAGGCGCUGGUGGUUUCAGGGGGCUGCUGUGGUUCCGACUAUAAACAGUAUGUGUUUGGCGGCUGGGCCUGGGCCUGGUGGUGUAUCUCCGACACUCAGAGACUGUCUCUGGAGGUUAUGACCAUCCUGUGUCGCUGUGAGAAUAUUGAGACGUCGGAGGGGGUCCCGCUAUUCGUAACAGGGGUUGCACAGGUGAAGAUCAUGACGGAGAAGGAGCUCCUGGCUGUGGCCUGUGAGCAGUUCCUGGGCAAGAAUGUGCAGGACAUCAAGAAUGUCGUCCUGCAGACGCUGGAGGGGCACUUGCGCUCCAUCCUCGGGACCCUGACUGUGGAGCAGAUUUAUCAGGACCGGGACCAGUUCGCCAAGCUGGUGCGGGAGGUGGCGGCCCCUGACGUCGGCCGCAUGGGCAUUGAGAUCCUCAGCUUCACCAUCAAGGACGUAUAUGACAAAGUGGACUAUCUGAGCUCCCUGGGAAAGACACAGACUGCCGUGGUGCAGAGAGAUGCCGACAUCGGAGUAGCCGAAGCUGAGAGGGAUGCAGGCAUCCGGGAAGCUGAGUGCAAAAAGGAGAUGCUGGAUGUGAAGUUCAUGGCAGACACAAAGAUUGCUGACUCCAAGCGAGCCUUCGAGCUGCAAAAGUCAGCCUUCAGUGAGGAAGUCAACGUCAAGACAGCUGAGGCCCAGCUGGCCUAUGAGCUUCAAGGGGCCCGAGAGCAGCAGAAGAUCCGGCAGGAAGAGAUUGAGAUUGAGGUUGUGCAGCGCAAGAAGCAGAUUGCAGUGGAGGCACAGGAGAUCCUACGCACAGACAAGGAGCUCAUUGCCACUGUGCGCCGCCCCGCGGAGGCUGAGGCUCACCGCAUACAGCAGAUCGCUGAGGGUGAAAAGGUGAAGCAGGUCCUCUUGGCACAGGCAGAGGCUGAGAAGAUCCGCAAAAUUGGGGAGGCAGAGGCGGCAGUCAUCGAGGCGAUGGGCAAGGCAGAGGCUGAGCGGAUGAAACUGAAGGCAGAGGCCUACCAGAAAUACGGGGACGCAGCUAAGAUGGCCUUGGUGCUGGAGGCCCUGCCCCAGAUUGCUGCCAAAAUCGCUGCUCCUUUGACCAAAGUCGAUGAGAUUGUGGUCCUCAGCGGGGACAACAGCAAGGUGACAUCAGAAGUGAAUCGGCUGCUGGCUGAGCUGCCUGCCUCUGUGCACGCCCUCACAGGCGUGGACCUGUCUAAGAUACCCCUGAUCAAGAAGGCCACCGGUGCACAGGUGUGAGGCUCCUGAAGGCUCACACCCUUCGCAGCCACCCGCCCCUCCCUCAGCACCUGUUAUAAUACCACAGGGACAAUGGGAACGAACUGACUCUGGUGCCUUAUUUUGUAGGGACCAGAAGUGCUGCGAGUUCAGGCCUUCUCUGGCUGUCUUCCUUUCUUCCUGUCUCUGUCUGUCUCCUCCCUCUUCUCCCUUGCCCUACACCCUCAGUUUCACUGCCACAUUCAUAGGGUUUGUCUCUUCCAUCCUCAUCUUCCUGUAUGUCCCUUCCUUUGUCUUUUUCUCUCCCUCUCUCCUCCAACUUCUAUACAUAUGUAGUUUCAGCCGAAAAUGUUUAUUAUAAUCACUGUCUGUCUGUUGGGGGUGGCCCUGCUGCUCCUCAGAAUCCUGGUGCCUUGAAGUUCUCUGUUCAUCUGUCUGUUCUCCCUGUGGCCCUGGCCAGAGCUCAGCAUGGGUACAGGGGGUCUGGAUAGGACGGCCACCCUGCCCGCACCUGGCCUAGUCUUCCCAGUCGUAAACCCUCCCCAGGAAGCCCCUAGCCUCACCUACUGCAGCCUUGCCAGGCCUGGGUAGCCAAGGCUUGCAAGCCCAGGGCCACUGCCCUUCACUUCACCCUCCCUAGUCUUGGGCCUGUUCUGUACCUGACCUCUCUCCCUAGCCCCAGGGGCACAGAGGGAAGGCCUCCUUCUAUAGCAGCUCCCUCAGUUUACUACUGCCUUAGGAGGCCCCUGCUUGUGCUCAGGGAAUUCCCCUUCAUGGACAUGUCCCUACUAGGUGGAGUGGGUCUUGGUCCCAAUUCUGCUAAGCCUUUCUAGGACCAGGGUCUAGCCCUGUUGGGGACUAGAAAGUGUGUAGGCUGCACUGUCCUGGGUAUCUGGCCAGGCCCUUCCAGUGGGCAAAGCUGUGCCAACCCUGUACCAAAAUGAGUGCCGUAGAUUGGCCAGACUCCAUACUCCUUGUGCCAUCUUUCUUCCUGACCAGAGUAAUAGGGUUCCAGCCACAGGGAAGCAGCCCAGUCCUCUGUCUCCUUGCUCUAGUGGAGGCAGAAGAGCCCAGAGCCCAAGCAUCCUGGCAGGGGAGCUGUGGAUGUUCCACGGUCCCAGUCCUUGCCCCAGCCUUGCCCUGGCCUGUGUAGCUGUUCCUGCAUGUGGAUGCUGCAUGUCUGGUCUGGGGCUUGGAUGCUGCACUGCCCCGCUGCCUGCCCCUUCUGGUAAAAUAAAGAUCUGUUAUGCCCAU